Molecule: messenger RNA, 3249 nt
Organism: Dendrobium catenatum
Lineage: Eukaryota; Viridiplantae; Streptophyta; Magnoliopsida; Asparagales; Orchidaceae
Product: subtilisin-like protease SBT2.2
Exons: 10
Coding region: 537-3074 (845 amino acids)
Biological process (GO): proteolysis
Molecular function (GO): serine-type endopeptidase activity
Source: RefSeq, a predicted model, not a curated record
GGGUGAGAGUUUUCUUAGUUCUGCUCCUCGAUUCCUGUUUUUAGCUCAGGCUCCUCUCCGUCCCCAUCUCCUCCAUCUCUCGCUCGCUCGUUCUCUCCUCUCUCUCUCUCUCUUAACUUUUUCUUUAUCUUCUUCCUUUUCCUGCUGUGUGCUGAGCUGUUUGCGCCUAAUGCUCUUAAGCAGAAGCAGGGGAGCAAGCGCACCCCAAUGCUAUAGAAGUAAAGUGUCUUUAUCCAAAGAGAGCUGGAGGCUUUUUCUCUCAGUUCGCUUGUUUCCUUGCCCUUUUCUCUUUUGAGCAGUAAUCAGCCCACGGCUUCCAUUAACUCACAGCCAGUCCAUCAAUGAGUGCUGUCUACAGCGUUUUCCUCCCAAUGCUGGCCACAUAGUUGUUUUUGCUCGGCGGGUUUGUGUCAUUUGGGAACUUCACUGAAUGGGCUGGCUGGUUGCUUUUUGCACUCUUUUUCUCUUUGGGUUUUAUGGAGUAGAUUUUGGAGGUGGGUUAUAUUUGGUUUCAUAGGGUUGGAAUUCGGGAUAAGAUGGGGAGGACAUAUGGGUUGCUCCUGCUGUUGUUUACGUUACUGGGUUUUAAGAUUAGAGGAGGACUUUGCCAGGAUGAUGCGGCUGUUUACAUUGUUACCUUGAAGCAGGCUCCUGCGGUUCAUUACGUUGGCGAUAUUGCGGAGAUGAAGUCGUCUGGAAUCGGGCAAAUUAGCCAUGGAGGUUUUGGGAGACUGGAUACUGGGAAACCAAGCAAUGCUUCACGGACUGGCGCAGAUUACAGCUCAUUUCUAAUUAGAUUUCAAAAUUCUCUAUUGAGAAGAGCACUUAAAGGAGAGAGCUAUCUUAAACUGUAUAGCUAUCACUUCUUGAUCAAUGGCUUUGCGGUUCUCAUCACUCGUCCACAAGCAGACAGGCUUUCUAAGAGAAGAGAGGUAGCGAAUGUUGAAUUGGAUUUCUCUGUCCGAACAGCAACAACAUACACUCCUGAAUUUUUGGGUUUGCCCCAAGGAGCUUGGGUUGAAGAAGGUGGUCCAGAAUUUGCAGGAAAAGGAAUUGUCAUUGGUUUUAUUGACACUGGAAUCGAUCCAACACACCCUAGCUUUUCUGAUGUUCUGUCAGACACUGUUUAUCCCGUUCCUGCCCACUUUUCUGGAGUUUGUGAAGUUACAACCGAUUUUCCAUCUGGCUCCUGCAAUAGAAAACUUGUUGGAGCUCGUCACUUUGCAGCAUCUGCCAUAACUAGGGGAAUUUUUAAUGCUUCUAAAGACCAUGCUUCACCAUUUGAUGGGGAUGGCCAUGGAACGCAUACAGCCUCCAUAGCUGCUGGUAACCAUGGAGUUCCUGUGAACGUGUCAGGGCAUCACUUUGGAAAUGCAAGUGGAAUGGCUCCUCAUGCCCACGUUGCUGUUUAUAAGGCCUUGUAUAAAAGCUUUGGAGGCUUUGCUGCUGAUGUUGUUGCUGCCAUAGACCAGGCAGCUCAAGAUGGCGUUGACAUCAUAAGUUUAUCCAUCACUCCUAAUAGGCGCCCUCCUGGCUUAGCUACUUUCUUCAAUCCUUUAGAUAUGGCUUUACUUGCAGCUGUAAAAGCAGGAAUAUUUGUUGUACAAGCAGCAGGAAAUACUGGCCCUUCACCAAAGAGCAUGUCUUCCUUCAGUCCAUGGAUAUUCAGUGUGGGUGCUUCAGCUCAUGAUAGAGUCUAUAAUAACUUUAUUGUGCUAGGCAAUAAUCUUUCAAUCUCUGGCGUUGGACUUGCACCUGGAACAGAUGGUGAUUUGAUGUACACUCUGAUAUCUGCAACUCACGCGUUGAGAAAUGAUUCAGAUAGAGAGAAUAAUUUUUAUGUGAGCGAAUGCCAAGACCCUAGCCAUCUUAACCAAGAUUUGGUCAAGGGAAACAUCAUAAUUUGUAGCUACUCGAUCAGAUAUGUGCUUGGCCUUUCCUCGGUUAAGCAAGCUCUGGUAACUGCAAAGAACGUUAGUGCUGCUGGCAUUAUAUUCUACAUGGAUCCUUUUGUCCUAGGGUUUCAGCUCAACCCUACUCCUAUGGAUAUGCCUGGCGUGAUCAUACCCUCUCCUGAUGACUCCAAGGCUGUUCUUCAUUAUUAUAAUACAUCCUUGGUGAGGGAUGGAGUUUCAAACCGCAUAGUUAAAUUUGGCGGUGUUGCAAGAAUAUUGGGAGGUCUAGGUGCUAACUAUAGCAACUCUGCUCCAAAAAUAAUGUAUUAUUCUGCAAGAGGGCCAGACCCAGAGGACAAUUCACUGGCAAAUGCAGACAUACUGAAGCCAAAUCUUAUAGCUCCUGGUAACUUCAUUUGGGGUGCUUGGAGUUCUUCUCUUGCCACAGACUCUGCUGAAUUUCAAGGUGAAAAUUUUGCAAUGAUAUCUGGUACUAGCAUGGCCGCUCCCCAUGUAGCUGGGCUUGCCGCUCUUCUAAAACAGAAGUUUCCAAGUUUCAGCCCAUCAGCCAUUGCUUCUGCACUCUCUACAACUGCUACUCUUUAUGACAAACAAGGUGGACCAAUCAUGGCUCAACGAGCUUACAGCAAUCCAGACUCAUCCCAAUCACCUGCUACACCGUUUGACAUGGGAAGCGGUUUUGUUAAUGCCACUGCGGCUUUAGAUCCAGGAAUAAUUUUCGAUGCGGAUUAUGAUGAUUACAUUUCUUUUCUUUGUGGCAUCAAUGGGUCUACACCUAUCGUUCUAAACUAUACUGGCAACAACUGUGAUUCUUCCACCAUUAAUGGCACAGACUUGAACUUACCUUCAGUAACUGUAGCAUUGUUGAAUCAAUCGAGAACUGUCACAAGAAGAUUAACAAACAUAGCUAAUGAUGAGACCUACAGUGUCAGCUUCAGUGCACCUUAUGCAGUUUCUGUUUCCGUCGCCCCUAUCCGGUUUUCGAUAGCGAAGGGAGAGACACAAAACCUGACUUUUGUACUGACCGCCACAAUGAACAGCUCCUCUGCAAGCUUUGGGAGGAUUGGGCUCUAUGGGAGCCGAGGUCACAUUUCGAUGAUUCCAUUGUCGGUCAUCGUGAAGAUCACAGGCAACAUGAGUACUACAAAGCUGAAAUGAGCCAAAUGAUUCUUUUGCUUUGACAAGUCUGAUAACCCAUUUUUUUAUUUUUUGGUCUGUACUUGUUUUAUAAGAUAUAUUGCUGAAGCUGAAUGCAAUUAGAAACUUAAUGGACAAAUAGUUGUAUCAUAUUCUUGUUGAAGUUACUAAGGGGAAGUAAAUUUCUUCUGUUCAA